CCCUUCCCUUCCUCUCCAUGGAGUUUCAAUUCUCUUAUUUCCCGUUCCUAUCUGCCUUAUUCGUCUUCACGUUGAUGGUAAUGAAAACUAGUAAGAGAUUUAAAAGCAGCGAUUCGGUGGCAAAUCUACCUCCAGGUCCAAGGAAGUUACCUCUCAUUGGAAACUUGCACCAGGUAGGUAGCUCUGUGCCUCACCGUACCCUCAGAGACUUGGCCAAGAAACAUGGAUCCCUGAUGCACCUACAACUUGGUGAAGUUCCCACAGUAGUUGUAUCUUCAGCAGAAACUGCAAAAGAAGUGAUGAAAACACACGACGUUAUCUUUGCUACGAGGCCCCAUAUUCUUGUCUCAAAGAUCAUUUCCUAUGAUUCUACAGACAUUGCCUUUGCCCCAUAUGGCGAGUAUUGGAGACAAUUGAGGAAGAUUUGCAGGUUGGAGCUUCUGAGCACGAAGCGUGUCCUAUCAUUCCGAUCAGUUAGGGAAGAAGAGAUAUCAAAUGUCAUACGCUCAAUCAACUUGAACGCAGGAUCAGUGAUCAAUCUGACUCAGAAAAUUUUAUCAUCGGCUUACAGCAUCACUUCAAGGGCUGCUUUUGGUAAGAAAUUCAGUGACCAAGAACUAUUCAUAUCAACCAUCAAGGAAGUUCUAAGGCUAGCAGGAGGCUUCGACAUUUCUGAUCUUUAUCCUAGUGCUGAAUGGCUUCAUUUGAUUAGCGGAAUGAAGCACAAACUUGUGAAAGCGCAUAAAGAAGUGGAUAAGAUCCUAGGAAAUAUCAUCAAUGCACAUAAAGCUCUCAAGACAACGAAGACUGAGAAGGAUGGAGUGGAAGAAGAUCUGGUCGAUGCACUUUUGGAAUAUCACGAGCAAGGGACACAGGAAAUUUCCUUAACCAUUGACAAUAUCAAAGCAGUUAUCUUGGAUGUCUUCACUGCAGGAAGUGAGACAUCAGCCACAACUGUAGAUUGGGCAAUGUCGGAGAUGCUGGAAAACCCAAGAAUCAUGAAAAACGCACAAGAUGAGGUGAGACAGGUUUUUGGAGGAAAAGGAAAAGUUGAAGAAGACGGCAUUCAAGAAUUGAAGUACUUAAAGUCAGUUGUCAAAGAGGUUCUGAGAUUGCACCCUCCUGGCCCUCUGCUUCUUCCUAGACAAUGCGGAGAGAAAUGCCAGAUUAAUGGAUAUGAAAUACCAGUGAAAACUAAAGUCAUUGUCAAUGCAUGGGCAAUUAGCAGAGAUCCCAACUACUGGAAUGAUGCCGAGUCAUUUAUACCAGAGAGGUUUCUUGGUAGUUUGAUAGAUUACAGGGGCAACAAUUUUGAAUACAUCCCAUUUGGUGCAGGGAGACGGAUAUGCCCAGGGAUGACAUUUGGUCUGGCCAAUGUUAAGCUUCCACUUGCAAAUUAUCUGUAUCAUUUUGACUGGAAACUCCCCAGAGGAAUGAAGCCAGAGGAACUAGACAUGACAGAGGCCUCUGGCAUGACAGUUAGAAGAAAAGAAGAUUUGUAUGUAAUUCCUGUUCCAUAUAAACAUGUACCAAUCAGAGUUAUUUACGAGAAGGAGCAAAUGUUUCGUGCUUUCUUUUGGAGUGGUGUUGAGCUUAACCCGCACAAAGCUAAAGUGGCCUUGAAAGACAUAUGUUGCCCCAACGAGCAAAGGGGCCUGGGUAUCAAGUCUCUCUAUAUCUUGAAUCAGAGCAGUUCAUCAUUAAUUAAGCCACAAGACUUUCUACAAUCUUCUAGCCCUCCCCCACCCACCCACCCCCCAAUGGAGUUCCAAAUUUCUUACUUCACAUUCAUAUCUAGCUUAUUCAUCUUUAUAUUGAUGUUCAUAAAAGCAGGGAAGAGAUCCAGAACCAAUGAUCUGAAAGCAAAGCUACCCCCAGGGCCAUGGAAGCUACCUCUCAUAGGAAACUUGCACCAGUUGGCAGCGGGCUCUUUACCUCACCGUAUCCUCAGAGACUUGGCCAGGAAACAUGGCCCCAUAAUGAGCCUACAGCUUGGUGAAGUUGCAGCAGUUGUUGUUUCUUCAGCUGAAAUUGCAAAAGAAGUGAUGAAAACACACGACAUCAUCUUUGCUACAAGGCCUCCUAUUCUUGCUUCUAGAAUCGUUUCUUAUGAUUCUACCGACAUUGCCUUUGCCCCAUAUGGUGAGUACUGGAGAGAACUGAGGAAAAUUUGCACGCUGGAACUUCUGAGCACAAAACGUGUCCUGUCCUUCCGAUCAAUAAGAGAAGAGGAGGUAUCAACCCUCAUUACCUCAAUCAGUUCGAACACAGGAUCAAUAAUCAAUCUCACAGAGAGAAUUUUCUUAACAAUGAACGGCAUCACUUCCAGAGCUGCUUUUGGUAAGAAAUCUGAUGACCAAGAAGCAUUCAUAUCGGCCCUAGAUAAAGUAAUAAAGGCAGCAGGAGGCUUUGACAUCAGUGAUCUUUAUCCUACAGCAGAAUGGCUUCAUUGGAUUAGUGGAAUGAAACCCAAACUUGAGAAGGUGCAUAAAGAAGUGGACAGCAUCCUGGGAAAAAUCAUCAAUGAGCAUAAAGUUCUCAAGGCAACGAGGACAGGGAAGGAGGAUAGAGCAGACGAAGAUCUGGUAGAUGCCCUUUUGGGAUAUCAUGGGAGGGGGCCACAUGAAUUUUCCUUAACAACUGACAACAUCAAAGCAGUAAUAAUGGAUGUCUUCAGCGCAGGCACUGAGACAUCAUCCACGACUGUAGAUUGGGCAAUGGCAGAAAUGAUGAAGAACCCAAGAAUCAUGAAAAAGGCGCAAGCUGAGGUGAGACAGGUUUUUAAUGGCAAAGGGAAAGUUGAUGAAGAUGGCGUUCAAGAAUUGAAGUACUUAAAGCAAGUUAUCAAAGAGGUUCUCAGAUUUCACCCUGCUUUGGCUAUGCUACUUCCUAGACAAUGUAGAGAGAGAUGCGAAAUUAAUGGAUUUGAGAUACCAGUGAAAAGUAAAGUCAUUGUCAAUGCAUGGGCAAUUAGCAGAGAUCCCAACUACUGGAAUGAUCCUGAGUCAUUUAUACCAGAGCGGUUUCUUGAUAGUUCAACAGAUUACAAGGGGAACAAUUUUGAAUACAUCCCAUUUGGGGCAGGGAGGAGGAUAUGCCCAGGCAUCACAUUUGGCCUGGCCAAUGUUGAACUACCUCUUGCAAAUUUUCUGUAUCAUUUUGACUGGAAACUCCCCAGCGGAAUGAAGCCAGAGGAAUUAGACAUGUCAGAGAACUUUGGGGCGACAGUUCAGAGAAAACAAGACUUGUAUGUAAUUCCUGUUCCCUAUAAAAGUGUGCCAAUUGGAAAGUAGAUGCAGUUUGGGAGUUAUUUUCCUUUCGCUUUUGUCGUCUUUCAAAUUCAAUGUGACAAUGUAAUGGCUUGCCCAUCAGUCUUAUGUUUCUAUAAUAAAAUUUGGUUUUUCGAACA
Molecule: messenger RNA, 3409 nt
Organism: Diospyros lotus (date-plum)
Lineage: Eukaryota; Viridiplantae; Streptophyta; Magnoliopsida; Ericales; Ebenaceae
Exons: 5
Coding region: 18-3293 (1091 amino acids)
Molecular function (GO): monooxygenase activity; oxidoreductase activity, acting on paired donors, with incorporation or reduction of molecular oxygen; heme binding
Source: RefSeq, a predicted model, not a curated record